Funneliformis geosporum is the source of this 285-nucleotide messenger RNA. Lineage: Eukaryota; Fungi; Glomeromycota; Glomeromycetes; Glomerales; Glomeraceae. The record is from the annotation of a GenBank genome assembly.
AUGUCUUUUUAUCUGAUUGCAUUGUGUCUAUUUAUACAUGCUUCUGGUGUCUUAGGAAUACCUGGCCAGUUUUAUGAUCCUCUCGUUUCUACGGAAGCUUUAUGUUCAAGGGUAGUCGAAGUCAUACCUAGUUAUAUUCAUACGCCUGAGAACUUAUAUGAAUGCGACAAAUCAUCCAUUUCGACACCUAGUCAAGGCAGUAUAUUAAAAGUUAAGGUGGAAUGGGUUAGAUGGUUAAAGUGUCGGGAUAAAUUUGAAGUAGUAGUAAAAAACUGUAAUAAAUAA